GUAAUACACAAUGAGUCCUCUCGGGAGGUUCUCUGCAGUGGCGCAAAGCCGUCGGCAGCUAAACAACGUCCUCCGACGAUUCGCAUCCAACGAAGCGCCGUCGUCCGUCGUCGUACCAGGAGUCCGGCCAAUUGAACGAAUCAGAAAUAUUGGUAUUUCUGCUCAUAUUGAUUCGGGAAAGACGACUGUCACAGAAAGAAUCUUGUAUUAUGCCGGAAGAAUCGACUCGAUGCACGAAGUUCGCGGAAAAGACGACGUCGGAGCCACAAUGGAUUUUAUGGAUCUCGAACGACAGCGGGGGAUCACUAUUCAGUCGGCGGCUACCUAUGUGGAUUGGCACGGAACUAAUAUUAAUAUUAUUGAUACACCAGGCCACGUGGAUUUCACAGUUGAAGUCGAGCGGGCUCUUCGUGUUCUCGAUGGAGCCGUACUUGUUCUGUGCGGAGUUGGAGGUGUCCAGUCGCAAACGUUCACUGUUAAUCGUCAACUGGCUCGCUACAAUGUUCCGUUCAUCUGUUUCGUGAAUAAAAUGGAUCGGAAUGGAGCGACUCCUCUGAAAGCUCUAGAUGGCCUCCGGAAUAAAUUGAACCAUAACGCGGCGCUCAUUCAUUUACCAAUUGGGAAAGACUCAAAUUUCAAUGGAAUCGUCGAUUUGGUAGAAGGACACGCGUUGUAUUAUGAGGGUGAAGGUGGACUUAUUGUGAGAAAGGACGAGAUUCCAAAGGAUUUGAGGGUGGAAGCAGAAGAUAGACGUCAGGAGCUCAUUGAGCAUAUUGCCAAUGUUGAUGAGACUCUUGGAGAAAUGUUCUUGAACGAUCAGACGCCAAAUGUUCAACAGAUUCAUGAAGCUAUUAGAAGAACUGUUGUCAAGCGUGCAUUCGUCCCAGUCCUCUCCGGAUCCGCUUUAAAGAACAAAGGAGUUCAAACAAUGAUCAAUUCCGUCGUCAAAUACCUUCCAGAUCCAUCUGAAGUCGUUAACAGAGCCACUGUAAAAACGGAAACCACCGGAGAUGAAAAAGGAAUCAUUCUCUCGCCAAAACGAAACAAUGAUAAGCCAUUCGUCGGGCUUGCCUUCAAGCUGGAAGCAGGAAAGUACGGCCAACUCACCUAUUUCCGAGUCUACCAGGGACAAUUAAGCAAAGGAGACACUGUUUAUGCAUCGAGAGACGGUAGAAAAGUACGUGUGCAGAGAUUGGUUCGGAUGCAUGCUGCUGAUAUGGAAGAGAUCACUACUGCUUAUGCUGGAGAUAUUUGUGCGACUUUUGGACUUGACUGCCAUUCUGGAGAGACUUUUUCGACGGAUCAGAAUCUUGCUCCGCAUUGUGAAUCAAUGCACAUCCCGGAGCCAGUUAUCUCGAUGGCCAUCAAACCAGUAAACCGAAAAGAUGCCGACAAUUUUAUUAAGGCGCUGACGCGAUUCACAAAGGAAGAUCCAACAUUCCGACGAGAAUAUAAUCAAGAAGCGAAGGAAACGAUUGUUUCUGGAAUGGGAGAGCUUCAUUUGGAAAUUUAUGCUCAGCGUAUGAAGAGUGAAUAUAAUUGUCCUGUGGAGCUGGGAAAACCUACAGUUGCAUACAGAGAGUGCUUGGGUAGCCCUUAUAAAUUCCACUUCCGUCACAAAAAACAAACCGGAGGACAGGGACAAUUCGGAGAAAUCGAAGGAGUCAUUGAUCCACUACCAUCUGAUCGCAAUACUGUCGUUGAAUUCUCCGACGAGACAUUCGGAAACAAUAUCCCGAAGAAUCUGUUCCCGGCUCUCAAGAAGGGUCUCGACGCGAUUGUCGCCGAGGGUCCACUUAUCAAGUCUAGAAUCGCUGGAAUUCAUGUUCGGAUCCAAGAUGGUUCAACUCAUGCUGUAGACUCCACGGAAAUCGCUAUGAUCAAUACAAUGCAAAACAUGAUGCGUGAAUCAUUCGAAAAAGCGAAUUGGCUGCUCCUCGAGCCAAUUAUGAAAGUAGAAGCUACAGUUCCAACGGAAUUCCAGGGAAAUGUAGUGACAUCACUCACCCAGAGAAAUGCACUGAUCACCACCACCGAUUCGACGGAAGGAUACGCGACUGUGAUCUGUGAAGCUCCACUGUCGGACAUGUUCGGAUACACUUCAGAGCUACGAUCGUUAACGGAAGGAAAAGGAGAAUUCAGUAUGGAAUAUUCAAGAUAUGCACCUACAACACUGGAAGCUCAAGAUCGAGUACAAGCAGAGUGGAGGCAGUUGCAUGGAAUUGCUGAUCCGAAUGAGAAGGGAAAGAAGAAGAAGAAGUAGAUCUGUUAAUUUAGGGUUUUUUCAUGUUCUGUAGAUUAGUUUUUUUUUACUCUUGUUUUGUUGUUUUCAUUCAUUUGUUAAGAUUUUUAGAUCAUUCAUUAAAUUUUUGCGAGCUUUUGUAUUUUAAUAUGAAAAAUUCAAAAUUC
This is a messenger RNA of Caenorhabditis elegans, 2409 nucleotides long. It is a transcript of the gene gfm-1, whose product is annotated as Elongation factor G, mitochondrial. The coding region runs from base 11 to 2263 and encodes 750 amino acids. Gene Ontology annotation, biological process: translational elongation; mitochondrial translational elongation. Gene Ontology annotation, molecular function: translation elongation factor activity; GTP binding; GTPase activity. The record is from RefSeq and is marked reviewed. Lineage: Eukaryota; Metazoa; Nematoda; Chromadorea; Rhabditida; Rhabditidae. The transcript is spliced from 6 exons. Gene Ontology annotation, cellular component: cytoplasm; mitochondrion.